AGUACCGUGCGCGACGUAUUCGGCGGUCGUCGAAGCUGCACAAACUUUGACUGCGAUGUUAGCAGAGUAGCGAGGGAAAGAGUAUUCUGCACCAUGGUACGCAACAGUGUAUUUCUACUGUCCCUCCGAAAACUGCUGCUCCCGUUGCUGCUUGUCGCCAACCCGGCUUGCCUCCAUGGAAGGCCGCUGAGUAAUGGAUGGAAUCACAGCAGUUCAGCAACGGCCAACUUCGGGAGCAACUGGCGAGGGGUCGGAGUUCUCGGGGUUCCCAUUCAUCAAGGUCAGCCCAAGCCAGGCGUCGAAAAGGGUCCACAAUUUCUUCGCGAUGCUGGACUCCUCGAACAGCUCAGAGAACUCGGUCACGAGGUCGAGGACUUCGGCGAUGUCAGCGUGGAGGGCGACCCCGGCGUCACCGAUUGCAGAGCGCGCAACUCGGACGUCGUUGGAAAGACCAACAAAAACGUACGCGACGCGGUGGCGGAGGUGCUCGACUCGGGCCGGGUCUCGUUGAACCUGGGCGGAGACCACACGAUGUCCAUCGGCUCGGUCAUCGGACACGCGCAGUCCGUGGACACGGAGGUGGCCCUCAUCUGGAUAGACGCACACGGCGACAUCAACACGCCCAGCUCUUCUACGUCAGGCAACAUGCACGGCAUGCCCCUCUCCUUUCUCGUCCACGAGAUGGCGCCGUACGUCGUGAAGCCCAAGGGAUUCGAAUGGGUGGAGCCGUGCGUCUACAAGGACAACCUGGCUUACAUUGGUUUGAGGGACGUGGACCCUUAUGAGCGGUACUUCAUGAACCACCUGGGCAUCAGGACGUACGACAUGGCCGACAUUGACCGCCUGGGGAUCCGGGAUGUGGCGCAGAGGAUACUGAAGGAGAUUAACCCAACGGGAGAGAAGUCCUUGCACAUCAGCUAUGACAUCGACUCCAUCGACAGGAUGAUCGCGCCGAGCACAGGGACACCCGUUUUAGGAGGACUCUCUCUCCGGGAAGCCUUGGUCAUCGCGGAGGAAGUGAGCAAGUCUGGUCAGCUGAGGGUGCUUGACCUGGCCGAAGUCAAUCCUGAGCUUGGAAGCGAGCAAGACGCCAGAAACACCAUCGACUGCGGAGUGAGGCUCAUCGACUCAUUUUUCGGCAGCCAACGCGGCGGCAACCUGCCCCUUGAGAACGACCCCAAUGUCACCGACCCGAGCUGCGUUACCUGCCAGUAAAAUUAUACAAAACCUACGGACGACGUCCGGCUUCGCUGACAUUGACGACCUGACAUUGACGACGUCAAGACAAGGAAUGAAUAAACGGGCUCAACUCAAAUGAAAUGAUGAUUAUUGGGGCAAGCUACAAUGACGGCAAAGAUGCCGCCGGAAAUAUAAAAAGAUCAGUGUCACCAGGCAGUAAAACUUUAUUUUGCGGUUCAAAUGAAUCAAUAAAUCAAUCAUUGUCACAAGAA
Molecule: messenger RNA, 1451 nt
Organism: Rhipicephalus microplus (southern cattle tick)
Lineage: Eukaryota; Metazoa; Arthropoda; Arachnida; Ixodida; Ixodidae
Product: arginase-1
Cellular component (GO): cytosol; nucleus; cytoplasm
Molecular function (GO): arginase activity; manganese ion binding
Source: RefSeq, a predicted model, not a curated record